Molecule: messenger RNA, 2116 nt
Organism: Penaeus monodon (black tiger shrimp)
Lineage: Eukaryota; Metazoa; Arthropoda; Malacostraca; Decapoda; Penaeidae
Exons: 2
Coding region: 161-1801 (546 amino acids)
Molecular function (GO): GTP binding
Source: RefSeq, a predicted model, not a curated record
UCUGAAACCGGUAACCUACAGAAACUCGUUCUAUCCCUGUACACACAUACUAUCGCAGUGCCAGCUAACUGAGAGCCAGUGAGAGAGAAGGUGAACCACAGUAAAGCACUAACUUUUGGAACCUUGUCCAGAACACAGUUAGAAAACGGUACCCGGCAAGAUGGCCAAUGCUAAUAACGAUGUGAUGUUGGCAUAUCAAUAUGUUAUGACCAAUGAAUAUGGACUGCAGCUUAAUCAACCAGUAACACAACUGAAGAAACUUGACGAAAGGAACCAGAUUCAAAUACUCACCAUUGGCAAGGAGAAUACGAAACCAACUAAAGCUUUCCUGUUGGUUGGCCAAACAGGAGCUGGUAAGACCAGGUUGUUGAAUGCGAUGAUAAACUACAUUAUGAAAGUCAAGUUUAAAGGCAAUUUUAGAUACACUGUAAAGGACGAGAUUGGCACCAUGCCGAAAAGCAAGACUGAAAGCCAGACAGAGUUUGUAACUGGUUAUCUCAUAUAUCAGCAACCUGGGAUGGCAGUCGAUUGCAACUACCUAAUCAUUGACACUCCUGGGCUAGGGGACACAAGGGGGAGGGAACAGCAGCAUAAGAUAAAGAAACAAAUUGAAGUUUUCUUAUCAGACGAGACAUUUGACAUCAGUGAACUUCAUUGCCUCGGUUUUGUUGUCAAUGGAACAAUCAAUAGGUCCCAUGCCUACUUAAAGGAAAUUGUUAUGGAGUUCGAGUCGCUGUUUGGAAAAGACACUGUUAAAAUCACAAAAAUUCUGGCAACACACACUGACGAUGAUACACCAGCAGUCAGCAAAGUCUUAGUGGAUAUGAAUAUCAAAUCAGAUAAACUGUAUACCUUUGAUAAUGGCGUUCUGUAUUGUAGUAACCAAGGGAAAAAUGCAAAACUUAACCAAUGUCGAUGGGAAAAUCUUGAAGGAAAAUAUGAAGAAUUUUUCGAAGACAUGCUGGUUGCUAAACCUGGCAGUCUGAGGCUGUGCAAAGAAGCCAUUAAAGAGAAGAUGAAUCUUGAGAGAUCAUUGCUGAUGUUGGAAAGGCACAUAGACAAUAAAGUGAAGGCUCUGUUGCAAUGUCGGAACAAGCGAAAACUGUAUGAGGAAUACUACACUGCCAUGAGAUGCAAUGAGGAAUUUGAAGGUGAAGAAACAGUCAUUGUGAAAGAGAGAUUUCCCAUCAACGGGCGUUUCACUCAUGCUCAUAACUGCCCCAAUUGUAAGCAGACAUGUGUAUACCCUUGCACUGUUUGGAGUUCUGCAUUCUGUAGUUGCCCCAGUGGAGAAGAAGCAUGUGACUUUUGUCCUUGCAGCAAGAAUGACCACGAGAGAGAAGACGAAACAAUCGAAAGCAGACAAGAAAAAAAACAUGUCACAAACGAAGAGAUGAAACACAAAUAUGAACAGGCAAAAUCAGAGAUGCAGAAUAUGGAGGAACUUAUGGAAACACUACAAGAAGAAACUGACCACCACUCCACGCAAAUGGCUGUUUACAUCAAGACAGUUGUGAGCCACAUUGAACGAAUCAAUGAGAUUGCACGGAAUCCAAAUCGCAGGGCUACUGAAGACUAUAUUAGUGAGCUCAUUGCCAAUAUAAAAGAGACGAUGGUAAGGGGUACCUCAGAUGCUUCAGAUCGAGAGUACAUAACAGAGAUUUUGAAUGCACUUCCAGAGCAAAUAGACCAAAUAGUACUCGAGGUAACAAACAAGAAAACAAGUAUAGGUGAUCGGUUCAAAGCCAUGACUUCUUAUGCUAAACAUAAUCUAAACCCAUUUGGAAGACGUGGACAGUAAAAUAGAAAAAAGGAAACGGCAUAUAGAAGAGGUUUCCACCUUUGCAUUAUUCCUUGGUCAUUUUCAGAGUUGUCAAGUUCUUAUUUUAUGAAUUGGAUCAUAUCAGUAUUUCAACGAGAGAAAAUUGUGUAGGAUUUUUAUAGAGCUUUCUUGUUACUUUUUCUCUCUCUUUUUUCUCUAAAGUACUCUACAGGUUGGAAUCGACAAGGUUAAGGGAGAUUCUUCAUUAUGAAUAGUAUGUAUGACUCGAAAUCUAAAUGCACUAAACAAUCCAGACAAGUUGUAGCUGUUGCAGAAAUAAAUGCAUUAUUUGAA